CAUUAUUAUUGAUACACCAUACGGAUUCAGGUGGAACUCUUUCUCCUACAACCACCUCGUCCCGCUCUUAUUUUUUCGUAGUCGCCGUUGCCGUCGGCGACAGGGACAGCGACGAGCCAUUCUACCCAAUGCCUCCAGCAGCACAUACAAGUCCCUCAGAUAUUUCACGAGAUAGACAAAAGAAGCCAAGACAUAGACAUUCUCCAGCUCAGCUCGCUGCCUUGAAUGAGCUCUUCGAAAGAGAUGAGCAUCCCUCUCUAGAUAUGAGGGCAUCUUUGGCAGAACGUCUUGGCAUGGAAACAAAAACUGUGAAUGCGUGGUUCCAGAACAAACGAGCUAGCUCAAAGAAGAGGACGGUCACUCGUACUGCCCCAGAUGCAGAUAUACAGCCUAUGACUUCCUCUACGCCCCCGAAUCAUCCUGGCUCAAAUAUAGCUUCAGAAGAAUAUUUUGAGGACGAUCAUUAUCUCCCAAUUGAUCAUCCCCAGCGCUCACUUCAAUCGCCUAACCCUGUGCCCGGCUGGUCUCAAGCUCAUACUUUCGGUUCUGAUCAUACUCAAGAUCUUUCCGACAACGAUCCAGCUCGUCGCAUGAGGGUGCGGCCGACACCAGAGCAGACUGAGGAACUCAAAAAGCUCUUCAACAUCAUCGCUCACCCUUCGACGGAACAAAGACAGGGUUUGGCAGACCGUAUCGGAAUGCGUUAUCAGAGUGUAACGAAUUGGUUUCAAAAUCAGCGUAGUAUUGCCAAAAAGAAAAAAGAGGACGAGAUUUUACAACCUCUUGAUGACCGCCGAACAUAUCCAGGACUCAGUGCGCCCUCCUCUGGAUUUCCGCCCACUAGGAGCCACCCCUCUCUUCCUUCGUAUAGGCGAAGCGUCUCUCCAGCUUAUUCAUACCAGGAAGAGCUUUCAAGGAACCCGCGUCGAAGUACCACACCUUAUUCGGUCGGUGUGACGUCACGCUCGAAGCGUUCUCGUCCAGAGCCGAAUCAACUCGCCGCACUCAACGCUUUGUACCGAAAAAAUCCUCAUCCUUCAGUGGAAGACCGUACAGCUCUAGCGGUAGAAAUCGGAAUGGACCUCGGUAAAGUUACUAACUGGUUCCGAAACAUUCGCCAGACACAUCGAAGACACGCCAAAAAGGCGGGAAGCGGGGACGACGAUGAUUAUUACCCGAACGGCGCUGAUGCGUACGGUUCAGCGUCUCGUUCGGGAUCACCAUCACUUCAGUCAACGUCCUCGUCCACGAACGAGGAUGAAGCACGUGGAGGAACAUUUUCCGGGAGUGAAGAUGAGGACGAAGAAGCAGUUACACCGAGGUCCCAGUCACCGUCUAUCCCCGUAGAGAAUACGUUCUCCUGCUCCCGGCCCUCCUUACCACGCAUUUCGCUGAAAACCCUCAGCCUUGCUGCUGUUGAACCGUCUCUCACGGAGGCAGAAAAUAUGCUAUCUAAUAAGGGAAUCAAAGUCGAGGAUGCGCUUUUAUUGCUUACCUUUCACCGGCAAGAGGUCCUAAUAUAGGGUUUGAACACCCAUCACCUGUCGUUUUUAUUUAUCUCACGGACUUGAAAGUUAUACACGUCUUUGGUGCUUGCUAGCGUUGGACGUACUGUCUCCCCCGACCUUACUGUAUCCGGCGCAUUCGCCUUUCGUACCUAAUAUCUCGACGCUUGCUUAACGCUUCUAACCACUCGUCUACUCUCCAGCUCAAAAAUACGUCGCCAAUCCCCUUCUCUCCCCCAAUUUUGUGUCUGCCAUUUUUUGGGUGAAUCCAUUGCAGAGUGCCAUAUGAGGAUUCACGUGUUGUUUUUUAAAAGGCAAAACAAUGUAUUUU
Messenger RNA from Marasmius oreades (fairy-ring Marasmius), 1836 nucleotides. RefSeq lists its product as uncharacterized. The coding region runs from base 129 to 1523 and encodes 464 amino acids. Gene Ontology annotation, molecular function: RNA polymerase II cis-regulatory region sequence-specific DNA binding; DNA-binding transcription factor activity, RNA polymerase II-specific. The transcript has 5 exons. Gene Ontology annotation, biological process: regulation of transcription by RNA polymerase II; cell differentiation. NCBI's taxonomy places the organism in Eukaryota, Fungi, Basidiomycota, Agaricomycetes, Agaricales, Marasmiaceae. The record is from RefSeq and is a predicted model, not a curated record.